UCCUGAGAGAAACAUUGCAGAUAAUAAAGAUCAGCAGCAACCACAGCAGGAAAUAAGAGGGUAAGAGAGGAAAGAGAAGAAAAUGUCAUCGAAGAAUUUCAUCUUUGUCCUUUUCCUUAUCCUCUCAACCAUUUCCUUCCUUAGAUUCUUCAGGUUUACAAACAUUACAGCACCUCAUACACUACCCUCUUCUCCAAUAUUUUCAAAUUCAUGUGCUUCUACAAAUUCUAUGCCUGCGAAACGCCUUCCUCGUGUAUCUCAUGCCAUGAAACCAUACGCCAGACCCCCUGCUGAAAAUAUCCUCAGCUUAAAAGAGCACCAGCUCCUCCAAAAUCUUAUAACCCGACGAGCCCCCUGCAACCUCCUCUUUUUUGGACUUAAAGCACAAUUCCUUGAUCUUGCCAUGUUGAAUACUGAAGGAACUACUAGCUUUCUAGAAGAUGACUAUGAAAAGCUCAGAACCCGAAAACUCAAAGGCAUGCGAGUCCAUUUGGUUAAAUACCAUGACAAGGCCAGUGAAGCAUAUGAGCUACUUAAACAUGCUAGAACAAACCCUGCCUGCACACCACAAGCAAGUCUCCUCCAUAAAUCACAUUGCAAGCUAGCACUGACUGGGCUGCCAGAGGUAGUGUGCAACAGAAAAUGGGACGUGGUGGUCAUUGAUGGGCCAAGAGGAGACCAACCAGAGGCACCAGGGAGGAUGGGGGCAAUCUACACAGCUGCCAUGAUUGCAAGAGCUGGUAAGACGACGGAUGUUUUUGUCCAUGACAUAGAUCGGAUGAUUGAGAAGUGGUACUCUUGGGAGUUCUUAUGUCAUGAAAAUUUGGUUUCCUCUAAGGGAAACUUAUGGCAUUUUAGAAUAAAAGGAAACUCCGGCUCUGCUAGGUUUUGCCCUGAGGCUGUACCUCAGAUUCAGUAAGUAAGUUUCUAUUUUUCUUUUACACC
Messenger RNA from Phoenix dactylifera (date palm), 945 nucleotides. The record is from RefSeq and is a predicted model, not a curated record. Lineage: Eukaryota; Viridiplantae; Streptophyta; Magnoliopsida; Arecales; Arecaceae.